AUGAACAGACUACUGACGCUUCACAAAGAUAUCCUCGAACGCUGGAGAAGACACUUUGCAAAAAUUGCCAACGAGGAGUUUGCGCACCCAGACAUACCUUGGAACGCCCCAGUACUAGGCCCCACGCCAAAGAUUGAAGACCAAGAGGUAGUCUCCGCAAUCAAGUCCAUGAAGCCAAGCAAAGCUACGGGACCGGACGACAUGGCAGCAGAAAUCUGGAAGAAGGAUGACAGCGUUACCUCAAAAUGGCUGGCUGACCUAUUUAACCAAGUCAUAAAAGAGAACAAAAUGCCACAAGACUGGAAUCAUAGCACAACCGUGCCGAUAUGGAAGAAGAAAGGCUCUCCAGCUGACUGUUCAUGUGUUUGCAUAUAUGUAUGUUCUUUCUGA
Molecule: messenger RNA, 390 nt
Organism: Caenorhabditis auriculariae
Lineage: Eukaryota; Metazoa; Nematoda; Chromadorea; Rhabditida; Rhabditidae
Source: the annotation of a GenBank genome assembly